This is a messenger RNA of Topomyia yanbarensis, 1090 nucleotides long. It is a transcript of the gene Srx, whose product is annotated as putative sulfiredoxin. Gene Ontology annotation, biological process: cellular response to oxidative stress. NCBI's taxonomy places the organism in Eukaryota, Metazoa, Arthropoda, Insecta, Diptera, Culicidae. The transcript has 3 exons. Gene Ontology annotation, cellular component: cytoplasm. Bases 645 to 983 code for a protein of 112 amino acids. Gene Ontology annotation, molecular function: sulfiredoxin activity. The record is from RefSeq and is a predicted model, not a curated record.
AAUUAAUUUAAAAUUAAUAAUUGAACAAACUUUUAACAACUUAACACAUCAAACACGACUCAUGAUAAUUUUUUUUUUUCGUUAAAUUUUAUUACAAAGUGUAGUGCUAAAAUAAACACCAAUAAUAAAAUUGCAGUGUGCCGACCGAGCCCCUCAAUCCCCUUACUGUAAAGGUAAAUUACCCAUAAACAUACCACAUUCUGCGAAACAAACACACCUUCAAUCAUAUAAGCGAAGAAUCGCUUGUCGGUGAAGGAAGAGGAAGGAGGUAUUAAUGAAUGGUCGAAAAAAAAACGAAACCUCCUCCGACUGAUAAUGUGCUCCUGGACGCGCGCUUGCAGAUACGCAACAAAACAACUACACGGGUAUUUUUCUUACCUUGCAUUUCAAGCAGCGACCAAUCGGAGAGGGUCAAUGCAAAUUUGCGCUGCAGAAAGUUGUUCAGUCGAGUUUCACUACUACUCGCGGUAGGGGCCAGGGUAUUGCCAAAACUUCAAGCAAAAUCAAACUGGUCAAACUAGUCUAAAAAUAGUCCUCGCGGAUAUCGUUCUACGUUGUACGCAGCAAACUUGCCAAGAUAGGGGCAAUUAUCAUCGUUAUCAUACACUACUCUAUCAUCAUCCACAUCGGGCAAAGACCCCACGAUGGCCACCAGCAUCCACUCGGCCGGCAUCGCCGAGAUUCACGAGAUGCCCAUGGCGGUUAUUAACCGUCCGAUACCGUCAGUACUUGACAACGCCAAGGUGCAGUCACUAAUGGAAUCGAUUCAGAAUCCUACCGAAGUGGAAUCCAUUCCCCCGAUAGACGUGCUGUGGAUCAAGGGCAGCGAGGGCGGUGAUUAUUACUACAGUUUCGGAGGCUGUCAUCGUUUCGAGGCCCACAAACGGCUGGGCAAACCGACCAUCACCGCAAAGCUGGUCCAAUCGUCGCUCGCCGAUUUGCAGCACUAUCUGGGGGCGAGCUGCCCGAAGCAACUGAAAUGAUGCGUUGUUUGUUACUUAUUGGUAAGGAAAUCGUUAAACCACUUAAUGUUUGUUUUAUUUUAUAAUGAAAAUAUAUCUAGAUAUGUACAUCUCCUUCGUGUAACGCA